AUGGGGUAUGAUGUAACCCGUUUCCAGGGGGAGGUUGAUGAAGACCUUAUCUGCCCUAUUUGCAAUGGCGUCUUGGAGGAGCCAGUACAGGCACCCCACUGUGAACAUGCUUUCUGUAGCUCCUGUAUCACCCAGUGGCUCUCUGAAAAACAGAUAUGUCCCGUGGACCAUAGCGUUUUGACGAUUGUCCACCUGUGCCCGGCACCUCGUAUCAUGCGGAACAUGUUGUCGAAGUUGCAGAUUGCCUGUGACAACGCUGUGUUUGGCUGCUGUGCCGUUCUUCAGCUUGAUGACCUCAUGUCCCACCUCAGAGACUGUGAGCACAACCCGAAGCGGCCUGUGACCUGUGAACAGGGCUGCGGCCUGAAGAUGCCCCAAGAUCAGCUGCCAAAGCACAAUUGCGUUAAGCACAUGAUCUCAGUGAUACAGCGGCAGCAGACACGCAUUGCUGAGCUGGAGAUGAUGUCAGUGGAACAGAAACACCAGCUGGAGGAGCAGAAUCAAGACAUCCAGCUGCUAAAGGCAUACAUGCUUGGGAUUCACAGCGUCAACCCCAACCUUCAGAACCCGGAGGAGACAACUGACUACAACGAGGUCCUAGAGUGGGUGAGUUCUCUUAAGCCAGCAAGAGUGACCUGCUGGGGAGGGAUGAUCUCAACCCCAAACUCUGUGCUCCAGACUGUGAUCAAGCACUCCCUGGUGGAGAGUGGCUGUCCCGCCUCUAUUGUCAACCAGCUGAUUGAAAAUGCUCAUGAGAGUAACUGGCCCCCUGGUCUGGCCACGCUAGAGACAAGACAGACGAAUAGGCACUACUAUGAGAACUACAUGGCCAAGUGCAUCCCUGGCAUGCAGGCUGUUGUCGUGAUGGCCUGUGAAAACCAGCAUAUGGGAGAAGACAUGGUGCAAGAACCAGGACUUGUCAUGACAUUUUCUCAUGGUGUGGAGGAGAUAUAG
This is a messenger RNA of Nycticebus coucang (slow loris), 954 nucleotides long. Its product is annotated as E3 ubiquitin-protein ligase NRDP1-like. The coding region runs from base 1 to 954 and encodes 317 amino acids. The record is from RefSeq and is a predicted model, not a curated record. The transcript has a single exon. NCBI's taxonomy places the organism in Eukaryota, Metazoa, Chordata, Mammalia, Primates, Lorisidae. Gene Ontology annotation, cellular component: plasma membrane signaling receptor complex. Gene Ontology annotation, biological process: tumor necrosis factor-mediated signaling pathway; regulation of canonical NF-kappaB signal transduction; protein K63-linked ubiquitination. Gene Ontology annotation, molecular function: ubiquitin protein ligase activity; zinc ion binding.